This is a messenger RNA of Pyrus x bretschneideri (Chinese white pear), 2024 nucleotides long. Its product is annotated as T-complex protein 1 subunit theta-like. Gene Ontology annotation, biological process: protein folding. The transcript has 13 exons. The coding region runs from base 147 to 1772 and encodes 541 amino acids. Gene Ontology annotation, cellular component: chaperonin-containing T-complex. The record is from RefSeq and is a predicted model, not a curated record. Lineage: Eukaryota; Viridiplantae; Streptophyta; Magnoliopsida; Rosales; Rosaceae. Gene Ontology annotation, molecular function: ATP hydrolysis activity; ATP-dependent protein folding chaperone; ATP binding.
AGCUCCUCGCAGUCUGAGUUCAAAGAAAACGUCUUCAGUUGCAGGGAGUAGGGUUUUGUAAGGCAGCUAUUUCUAGGGUUAGGGUUUUGCAGAAUCUGUGAGAAAGAAAGAGUAGUAGAAGAAGAAGAAGAAGAAAAGAGUUCAAAAUGCAGCCCUACGGAAUACAAUCGAUGCUGAAGGAGGGCCACAAGCACCUCUCCGGUUUGGACGAGGCGGUGGUGAAGAACAUCGAUGCCUGCAAGCAACUCUCCACCAUCACCAGAACUUCUCUCGGUCCCAAUGGUAUGAAUAAGAUGGUAAUCAAUCACUUGGACAAGCUGUUUGUGACAAAUGAUGCCGCCACCAUUGUCAAUGAACUGGAGGUUCAGCAUCCUGCUGCCAAGAUUUUGGUUUUGGCAGGCAGGGCUCAGCAGGAAGAAAUUGGCGACGGUGCUAAUCUCACCAUUUCUUUUGCUGGGGAGCUCCUUCAAAACGCAGAGGAGCUUAUCAGGAUGGGUCUGCACCCGAGUGAGAUCAUUAGUGGAUACAACAAAGCCAUAAAAAAGACGCUUGAAGUCUUAGAUGAACUGGUUGAGGAAGGUUCCGAGAUUAUGGAUGUGCGCAACAAAGAACAAGUGGUUUCUAGAAUGAGAGCUGCUGUUGCCAGCAAGCAAUUCGGCCAAGAAGAUAUCUUGUCCUCACUUGUUGCCGAUGCAUGUAUACAAGUAUGCCCCAAGAACCCAGUAAACUUCAAUGUGGAUAAUGUACGUGUUGCAAAGAUUGCGGGAGGGGGUUUGCAUAAUUGUACAGUAGUUCGAGGUAUGGUGUUGAAAACUGAUGCUGUGGGGAGUAUAAAGCGAAUGGAGAAGGCCAAGGUUGCUGUGUUUGCGGGUGGAGUUGAUACCUCUGCAACUGAGACCAAAGGAACUGUUCUAAUUCAUACUGCUGACCAGCUUGAAAAUUAUGCAAAAACUGAAGAAGCUAAAAUUGAGGAGCUCAUUAAAGCAGUUGCGGAUUCAGGUGCCAAGGUAAUUGUGAGUGGAGCAGCAGUUGGAGAGAUGGCACUACAUUUCUGUGAGCGGUACAAGCUCAUGGUGCUGAAAAUCAAUUCAAAAUUUGAAUUGAGACGAUUUUGCCGUACAACUGGUGCUGUUGCCAUGUUGAAGCUUAGCCAACCUAACCCAGAUGAUCUGGGAUAUGCUGACUCUGUCGCGGUUGAGGAAAUUGCCGGUGUUAGGGUCACUGUUGUGAAGAAUGAAGAAGGUGGGAACUCAGUAGCUACUGUGGUUCUACGGGCAAGUACUGAUAGUAUAUUAGAUGACCUUGAAAGGGCAGUUGAUGAUGGAGUGAACACAUACAAGGCUAUGUGCAAGGAUAGCCGCAUUGUUCCUGGAGCUGCUGCUACUGAAAUUGAGUUAGCUAGAAGAGUGAAGGAAUUCUCUUUUAAAGAAACGGGAUUGGAUCAGUAUGCUAUAGCAAAAUUUGCCGAAAGUUUUGAGAUGGUGCCUAAAACUCUGGCUGAGAAUGCUGGAAAGAAUGCAAUGGAGAUCAUAUCUUCUCUCUAUGCUGAACAUGCAUCAGGAAAUACGAAAGUGGGCAUUGACUUAGAGGAAGGCCGUUGCAAAGAUGUGUCGACUAUUAAUGUUUGGGACCUCCACAUAACUAAGUUCUUUGCUCUCAAGUAUGCUGCGGAUGCUGCCUGCACCGUCCUAAGGGUAGAUCAAAUUAUAAUGGCAAAACCAGCAGGUGGCCCAAGUAGGAGAGAUCAGCCUGCAGGGAUGGAUGAGGAUUAACUUGUUUUUCGUCACAGAUCUUGUUUUGUGCCACAACUAACCAUCUCGCUUGUAUUUUAGGAUACGAGGACAGUUGAAAAGCGUGUUUGGUUUCUCGGGUUUUUGUUCUAGCUGGUCCUCGAGUUUUUGUGGUCUUGGCUGGUCCUUGAGGUUUUGUUGAAAGCUUUUGUUUUCGUAUGUGCCCUUGCUAGACACUAAUGGAUUGGAAUUAUAUAAAUUUUCCUUCAAUGAUUGCAUAUUAUGUUUCUUCAA